GCUGCGGGCACCUAAAGGCUUUCCUGGCCUGACGUCCGUUCGUCAAGGACCUCCUUGUGGCUCCGCCUCCUCACACAGCAGCAGUCAUGGCGGACUACGACUACGACGAUCGGGACCGGGCCUACAGCAGCUUCGGCGGGGGCAACAGAGGGCCCCGCGGCGGCCCCCCCGGAGGGCGGCGUAUGAAGGAGCUUCCCUCGGAGCCGCCCUUCACCGCCUACGUGGGCAACCUGCCGCAAAACACGGUCCAGGGAGACCUCGACAACAUCUUCAAGGAGCUCAGCAUACGCAGCGUCAGACUCGUGCGCGACAAAGAGACGGACAAGUUUAAAGGUUUCUGUUAUGUGGAGUUUGACGACUUGGACUCUCUGAAGGAGGCCUUGGCGUACGAUGGCGCCGAUAUAGGCACCAGUUUACUUCGGGUGGACAUCGCAGAGGGACGGAGACAAGCGCCACGAGGGGGGAGUGGCUUUGGCUUCCCCAAAGACGACGCUCGAGGCCGAGGAGGUCAACGAGGAGGUGGACCCCCAGGAGGACGCGACGACUUCUUGGAUCAGCCUGGUGGAGGCUACAGGGAUGAUGACUACUCGGGAGGAAGGAGCCGGGGCGGCGGCCGUGGUGGUGACAGGAGGGGUGGCGGCGCCGGUGGCGGUGGGAUGGGACGCUUCAGAGACGGACCGCCUCGCGCAGGAAUGACGGACUUCAGGGAACCGUCUGAUGAGGAGCGCGCUCAGAGGCCACGCCUUCAGCUGAAGCCUCGGACCGUGUCGGAGCCUCUCAACCAGGUGGCCAACCCCAACUCCGCCAUCUUUGGGGGCGCCAAGCCGCGAGAGGAGCAGUGACGCGUUUGCGGCAGCCGAGCGGACGGCGGAAGAGCAGAAAAGAAAAGCAGAAAAGGUUUCGUUGUGUCAGUGUGGACCACCAGAAGAAAGAGCAAAGUCCAAAUUGUUGUGGCGAGCAAGCAAGCAAGCACCACACGACACCAUCUUGUUUUACGUCUUUUGCCCCCAAGUUCUCGCUUUCUGCUCCUAAUCCACACCUGCUCCCUCCUUCCCUCUCGGUCCGGUCCAGACUCUGCUUUGGGCCCGGUCUGGACUCCGGUCUGGACCGGGUCCACAUCUGGCUUUGGACCUGGUCCCGUAUCUAUGUGCUCUUGUGGACCGGGUCGGGGUCUGUCAUUGUUCGGGUUCUUGUCUCGUGUGUUCUGGAUGUCGCAGACACUUUCUUACUGUACAAAAGAAAUAAAACAGCUGUUUUAAAUGUUUUUUUUUUUUUUUUUCCUGGAGACAAUGAUGGCAAUAAACGGAAUCAUCAAACAGUG
Messenger RNA from Phyllopteryx taeniolatus (common seadragon), 1321 nucleotides. It is a transcript of the gene eif4h, whose product is annotated as eukaryotic translation initiation factor 4h. Lineage: Eukaryota; Metazoa; Chordata; Actinopteri; Syngnathiformes; Syngnathidae. The transcript is spliced from 8 exons. The coding region runs from base 87 to 842 and encodes 251 amino acids. The record is from RefSeq and is a predicted model, not a curated record. Gene Ontology annotation, molecular function: RNA binding.